UAGAUGAGGGUGUGAAUGUGUCGCAAAUGCUGUUUUCCACGUCAUUGGUUGCCGCUGUAGGGUCAGGCAGUGGUCCUUCUUCAAGCCCAAGGAGGUUGAGGAUUUUGAACACCAAGAAGAAGUCGAACAUCUGCGAACUCACAUUCCCAACCGCCGUGUUGUCCGUGAAGCUGAACCGAAAGAGGCUAGUAGCGGUGCUGAUCGACCAGAUCUAUAUCUAUGAUAUAAGCUGUAUGAAGUUGUUACACACCAUUGAAACUUCGCCAAACCCAAAGGCGCUCUGUGAUCUGAGCUCAAAUGACGAUUCUAUACUCAUUUACCCUGCGCCAGGACCAAACGUUGCUUCACCUUUUAAUACCGACUCUGACUCGAAGGAACCAGGCUCCGAAGUUGGUACUGUUGUGCUCUUUGACGGAUUGAACAUUGCACCUUUGAACAUUGUCAAAGCCCAUAAGGCCGAAUUGGUUACACUUUCUCUCAAUUCUAACGGGACUCUAUUUGCAACUGCUUCAGUGAAGGGAACAAUCAUCAGGGUAUUCUCAACGCUAACAGGAGAAAAGGUUGCACAGUUUAGACGUGGAUCGUAUCCGGCAACAAUUCAAAACAUGGCGUUCGACUUAGGCUCCAAACUAUUGGCUGUGACCUCAGAUACAGAAACGGUCCAUAUCUUCAAAGUCCACAUCAAGGAAGGUACUAAUCAGAGUAAUAAUAGCGAUGAUGAGCAGGACGAUGAGAACGAUGAUGCUGAACCAAAUAUCUUACCAAGACCAGGUCCAUUACACUCAGAACCGGAACGAAAGAGACAGCCGUCAAUUACAGAUAGAGUGCUAAGGAAUCUACCAAAGAAUAUCACUUCGAUGCUGGAACCGCAGAGAGAUUUUGCUUAUCUCAAAGUCCCAAACCAUCAGAAGCAGAAAAAGUCGACUGUAGGGUUCAGCUCGAAAGACGUUGUUGUUGCAAGCUCCGAUGGAUCUCUGUACACUUAUACCAUACCUCAAAAUGGAGGUGAGUGUGUUCUAGUGAAUGAGUAUGCAUUGGACUGAAGUGUUAUACAUUCAGAAGAAGGAAAGGUUAUAUAAAGGUUUUUAACAGAACAAACAAAAUGGAAAUGUGUAUC
This is a messenger RNA of Williopsis jadinii, 1117 nucleotides long. RefSeq names its product WD40 repeat domain-containing protein. The coding region runs from base 27 to 1043 and encodes 338 amino acids. Lineage: Eukaryota; Fungi; Ascomycota; Saccharomycetes; Phaffomycetales; Wickerhamomycetaceae. Gene Ontology annotation, biological process: nucleophagy; protein localization to phagophore assembly site; autophagy of mitochondrion. The transcript has a single exon. Gene Ontology annotation, molecular function: phosphatidylinositol-3-phosphate binding; protein binding; phosphatidylinositol-3,5-bisphosphate binding. Gene Ontology annotation, cellular component: fungal-type vacuole membrane; cytosol; phagophore assembly site membrane. The record is from RefSeq and is a predicted model, not a curated record.